Messenger RNA from Trichoplusia ni (cabbage looper), 1603 nucleotides. Its product is annotated as cytochrome b5-related protein-like. The record is from RefSeq and is a predicted model, not a curated record. Gene Ontology annotation, biological process: lipid metabolic process. Gene Ontology annotation, cellular component: mitochondrion. The transcript is spliced from 5 exons. The coding region runs from base 223 to 1584 and encodes 453 amino acids. Lineage: Eukaryota; Metazoa; Arthropoda; Insecta; Lepidoptera; Noctuidae.
UCAAAGGUACUUAGUUAGCUAUAUAAAUAGAUAGCUGUGGUUUAGACUUGUUCGAUAACUAUCACUUUUAUAUCAUAAUACUUUACAGUAUCAGUAAAUUUUAAAUACAGAUAUAUAAUCAAACGUUAUUUACAAAUUGCAAUACAUUCUAUCCAGAGUUUGACCAGUGUAGAUGGAUAUCAAGUGCUAAAUAUUGUGGUAUAAGUUUAAAAUAUUUUUAAAAUGGCCCCAAAAGAAUUAGACUAUAUUGAGUGGGCCAAUCAAAAGGCAGCUGAGAAAAAAACUCAUAUUAGUUUUCCACAGCUGAAGUAUCCUUCUUUAAGGGAUGGAGGGUUCAGAGAUGCCAUACAAUGGUUGGAAGGAAAAGCCUUGGAUGAUGGAGCUGAAGGCUUAUGGAGGGUGUACGAUGGGAUUUAUGAUUUUACCGACUUUCAAAAUAAACAUCCCGGUGGCGAAGAAUGGUUCGAGCUUUCUAAGGGUACAGACAUAACAGAGGCAUUUGAAAGCCAUCAUUUGAAUCCUGUUGUAGAAAAAAUGCUGGACAAAUACUUCAUCAAGAAGGCAAAAACUCCACGAAAUUCACCAUUCACUUUUAAAGAGGAUGGUUUCUAUAAAACAAUAAAACGCGCAGUAUGGGAAGAACUUAAGAAAAUUCCUAAAAGUGAUGCAAAGAAAACAAAUAUGAUUAUUGAUGGCCUUCUUAUAACACUAUUGAUCGCCUCAGCUGUAGCAUGUUGGAGUACUAAUUACUGGGUUGUGAUGGUAUCUUACUUGAUAGCUGGCCUGAGUUUAGGAUGGAUCACAAUCGCCGCCCACAAUUAUGUGCACAUGAAAACAAAUUGGAGGAUGUACCUUUUUAAUUUGAGUUUAUGGUCUUAUAGAGACUUCAGAGUAUCUCAUGCUCUUUCGCAUCACCUCUUCACAAAUACAUUAAUGGACUUAGAAAUUAGUGCUGCGGAACCUUUUUUGUUGUGGAAUCCACGAAAGAAACCUUUUUACACAAACCUCUCACUUAUCAUUGAGAUUGUAGUCUUUCCUCUAUAUUUUAUUAUGAAUUUCAUGAAAAGAUUCAUCAGCAAUUUCGUUCGCAAAGAUUUCUUCAUCCGUCAUUACAAGUGGCACGAUGGAAUUGGUUUCCUCCUUCCUCUUUGGAUGUACAUCGUCAGCGGCGCAACUCUCUAUCAAGUCGUUGUAAUGUGGCUUUGGAUCGUUUGCACUGGCAGCCUUAUCUUCAGCGUUAUUGGUACCAAUGCUGCUCAUCAUCAUCCUAAUAUCUUUAAAGAUGGAGAUCAACUAAGAGAAAAGACGAUCGACUGGGGGAUGCAUGAACUCGAAGCUGUGAUGGAUCGGACCGACAUCACUGGCAGCCACUUCAAAGUGUUGACGUUCUUCGGUGACCACGCUUUACACCAUCUAUUCCCAACUUUGGAUCAUGGUAUCCUAAAACAUCUGUAUCCUGUAUUUUUAGAACACUGCGAAAAAUUCAAAGCUAAUUUCCGAAUGACGUCAUCGUUUGAUCUCUUCAUUGGUCAAUUAAAAAUGACAGUGAAAGAAACUCCUAAUGUUUUGAAGGACUCAAAAUAAAUCAUGUAAAAUUAAACAA